Messenger RNA from Corylus avellana, 1645 nucleotides. Its product is annotated as F-box protein CPR1-like. Gene Ontology annotation, molecular function: protein binding. Lineage: Eukaryota; Viridiplantae; Streptophyta; Magnoliopsida; Fagales; Betulaceae. The record is from RefSeq and is a predicted model, not a curated record.
GAGGUUAGAAGAAUCAAGAAAGAACAUUUCUGUUUCUACAUGAUCCAUUUGCUGGCGGUUCGGAGUUGAAAUUCGCGCUGGGUAGCGGGUAUUCUACGCGUUCCAACUUACUCAUCUCCUCCGCCACCUCAAUAAACUCCGUAAAUGUCGAUUCUCCCGCCCGAUUUGAUCACCGAAAUACUUCUGCGAUUACCCGUGAAGAGCCUGGUACGUUUCCAAUGCGUUUCGAAGCCAUGGCAGGCACAAAUCAAUGGCCGAGUUUUCAUCAUCAUUCAUCUCGACUUCUCCAUUGCGGCCAACAGAGAACGCCAUCUCAUAGUCAUGGAUUACGAGGGAGAAAUGCCGCGGAAUUUCUCAGGAGUGCGCUUCAACGACGACGAUCGAUUCGAAGAAGCGCUCGUGAACAUUCAUCAGCCACUUCUCAAUGCUGGACACAACACCCAAAUCGUGAACUACUGCAACGGACUGGUUUGCAUCCACAACUAUGGGAGAGGGAUUGUUAUUUGGAACCCAUUAAUCCGGCGGUACAAGACGUUGCCUUUUGAGCCGGUAGGAUUCACCGAUUGUAUGUCUAGGUUGCCCAAUGUGGCCUUCGGACACGACCCAGUAAACGACGACUACAAGGUGAUGAGGGUUGUAGAGUUCAAUACAGAGAUUGAUGCUAAAAGUGCCAUUGAAGUCAAGGUAUAUAGUUUGAGAGCGCAUUCUUGGAAGACGGUUGAAGAGGAAUGGCCUAAAGAGUUCAGUCCAGCCAGUCCUUAUUCGAGUUCGAUGUCCUUAAACGGUGCUUUCCAUUGGUUAGUUGAUCCUAUUAGUGGGCCCCAGUACCGGCAGACCCUUCUGGCUUUCGAUCUAGCCACCGAAAAGUUCAGAAAGUAUACAAUUCCGGUUCAACCAAACGACGAUUCAACGCUCGGUUUGGAGGUCUUGAAAGGAUGUAUAUGUGUUUGCCUAAAUGUCGGUGUGACACUCAACGAUGUUUGGGUGAUGAAGGAGUACGGGGUAGUCGGCUCUUGGACUCGUCUUUACACCAUUGUGCAAGGCGCAGUCCCUUGGACUUUUGAGUACUGUAAACCUUUGGUGUACUCGAAAGACGGCAAGAAGGUUCUGAUGCAGCAAGAUUUUGAAUAUCUCUUUUGGUAUGACAUAGAGGAGAAAAGGGGCACGAGUGUUGAGUUGGAUGGUAUGCCUAAUUCGUUUGAGACGGCCAUUUGUGUGGGAAGCCUUGUUCUUCUCGACGGUGAUAGCGUGUAUGAUAAUCCAGCGGAUGACCUUAAUCUGUUGAUGGAAGCGAUCGAGGAGGAAGUGAUAAAUGAGGAACAAGCUGUUUGAUAUUCGAUUGCAAGGAAAACUGCUUUGGAGCCCAUUUUGGGUGAAAAGUGAAGGGAGAGAGCUAUGCUUGAUCAGCUGAGAAUGCUUGAAGAUUGGAGGAAACAAUAAUCCCAACGAUGUGUACCAAAUGCCUUUACUAGAAUGAGUAUACUUUUUCAGGUUUUUUCCUGAAUAGUGCCAUAUAUUGUCCACUUGUGUAAGGUGUUGUGUACUUGUAGUUACUGUGGUUUUGAAGCAUGUACAUACGAAAUAUGUUUGUAUUCCUCUCUAAAUCCACAAGGUUGUAUGACAUCUGUCGAUUUUGAUGCUGGAA